Sphaeroforma arctica JP610 is the source of this 1108-nucleotide messenger RNA. RefSeq lists its product as hypothetical. NCBI's taxonomy places the organism in Eukaryota, Ichthyosporea, Ichthyophonida. The transcript has 5 exons. Gene Ontology annotation, cellular component: cytoplasm; lipid droplet; membrane. The record is from RefSeq and is a predicted model, not a curated record. Bases 1 to 516 code for a protein of 171 amino acids. Gene Ontology annotation, molecular function: triacylglycerol lipase activity. Gene Ontology annotation, biological process: lipid homeostasis; triglyceride catabolic process.
AUGUCCGAUCGCAACGAUGUAUCAAAGGACUCACAGCUGAGCUUUUCGUUCGCUGCCUUGUAUCAAUUCGAGACCGCACUCGCCUUGAAACACUUUGAUGUAAGUAAAAGAGCUAAGUUUGUUGGAAGUUCAGCGGGAGCUUUGACUGCAGCUGCUAUCAUAUUGGAUGUAGAUUUGAUUCGGCUCAAAGAUACGCCUUUCCAGCUACGGAAAUAUAAAACGGACAUUGCUGAUGAGAUGCUCGGUCCUGCACGAUUCUUAUCUAACCAAUCGAAACUCUCAGAACAGCUGGAAGUUGUGGUGACAGUCCUACCGAGAUGUCACACUCUUCGUUACUCCAAGUAUAGAAACUACGAACACUUCAAAGAUGUCAUGUUGGCCAGUUGCACUGCCUCGCCUAUUGCCGGAUUUCCAUUUUUACUAGAUGGACAAAUAUGCGCAGAUGGGGGUUUGUCAGAUUUCCAGCCAUUGAUAGAUGAAAACACUGUGUCCAUUUCCCCUUUCUACUUCCAUUGAGCGGAUAUACGACCUUCUCAAUACGUGUCCGUUUAAUGGGCUGUAUAUCCUGGAAGUGCUACUGAAUUUGAAGAUCUUUUCAGGCUAGGCUACAAGGACGCAGUCGCCUGGGUGCUGUCAAAUGGACAUCGUCAACCAAAAGGAUAUGCAAAUCCCGAAUGGUUGUGUAUUCCUCUCCGAAAUGAUAGACAACCAAGUCACGUAGACACUGGCAAUCAAAAUUCAACUAUUGUAAACGAUUUAGCAACAUAGUGAAAGCGGAGAAUGCUGUCAAAAGAAUUUUGAGGCGGACACAGACAGAUGUGCGAUUGGUAUGCAGGCAAGCAAAAGUUGUCAUUGUCCACAAACGUUACCGGGCUUUGCACUCCACUUCACGUCAUGACAGUUUGAACGGUGCUAGCUCGGGCGCGGAGCCUCAGCUUGUAAACACAACUUCGAUAAGCCACACUCCCAAAUCAGAUUUUUACGAAUUCUGUCUGUUUUGUGACCUUCAUGUUCUUUCUGGUAAGACCUUUAACUUACCUUAUGCUAUAUAUAGAAUUGCUGGCUGAUGGUCACAUACACAAGCUUGGCACAGUCACUAAUAUACGAC